Messenger RNA from Chiloscyllium plagiosum (whitespotted bambooshark), 848 nucleotides. NCBI's taxonomy places the organism in Eukaryota, Metazoa, Chordata, Chondrichthyes, Orectolobiformes, Hemiscylliidae. The record is from RefSeq and is a predicted model, not a curated record.
CCCUUGAUUGACGUAAUGGCUCCCAGUAACCUUUCUCCCAUUAUUGAUUUGCAGUUGUCGCUUUACACGACCCCGGACACAAACUAUCAAUUUGUGGAGGCGAAACCAAGCCCGCUUGAAGAGAGAAUCUCCGAACUCCGCAAGUUAGCUACUGCACACACCGCAGGGCUCCAGGAUGCCUACACAACAGUGAAGCCUAAAAUGGAAAACACGCUUCAGUUUGGAAAAGAUGGCUAUGCCUUUCUGAAGAGCCCACCAGCUGGAUUCUACCCACGUGCUGGAGUCAUCGCAGUGGCUGGAGUAGCUGGCCUCCUCCUCGCUGGGAGGGGUUCCCGGGUAAGAAAAGUGCUUUAUUCAUGUGGGUUUGUUGCAGCUUGUGGCUCUCUGUAUUAUCCUGAAGAAACAGUCAAAGCUGCAAAGCUGGCCACUACAACUGUUUAUGAAUUUUCAAUGCAAGCAUACUUAACCAUUGAGUCCCUGUGGAAAAAGAAUACACAGAGGGAACAAGGACCUGUCCCAACACUCAAUAACAAUCAGGCUGGAGAUGCUCAGCGGUCGGGUGAGAACACUUCCUCCUGAACUCCGUCAGUCAGCGCCAGGCACCUGAGAGAGAGGAUAUCUUUCUGCUGCUUUCUCAAGACAAAGCAUGUGUCUUCUAGCAAGUUGUCGAAUGGAACAAUUGGACCCAUGAUUGAAGCGAUAUUUUCCCUGUGAAACAGAAGGAUCUUGAAUCAUUAUUAUUUAUGACAUUAGCAGAGAGUUGAUUAUUUUUGUUUGUGAAGCUGACAAGUGAGAAAUAUUUGUGUAUAUUUAAUAUGCUGCAAUAAAAAUCCAACAGUCUCACCAAA